AUGAAUUCAUAAUAAACUACUUGUUUUCUACAUUCAUCCCUACUUUAAUAUUUUUGUUUAGAUUGUCAUCUUCCACUUUGUGAAACUUGUUUACUUUCAUAACAUUAUCAACACACUCUAACUUAUCAUGUACCUAUACAAGAUUAGAAAUUAAAAAUUUUAAAUGAUAAACACAUCAAAUAACUCUAAAGAUAAGAACAAGAAGUGGAGGUCUUAUAAAAAAUUAUUAAAUUUUAAAUUCAUGUAACAAAAACAAUAAUUUUAAGGAAAAACAGAACCUUUAUCAUAUUAUCAAUAAACCACUUAGUUUAAAUCAUUAUUUAUAAAUUUAAAAUCAAAUAUUGAAUUCUGACCAUCAGACUAUAGUUUUCAAUUUUUUAGAAAAAAUGAUUAUUCGAAAUUAAGAAAUUGAUGAUCAACACUAAGAACUAUAUUUGAAUGCAACCGAAUACAAAUUGAACUAAAACUUGUGGUAAAAACUAUGCUUGUAAUUAUCAUUUUCAAAGCAUCUCAAAAUACUUUCAAUAAAUUUUUGUAGCUCUAAUUUGAACACCAUUCUAUUAAAAGAAUUAAUUGAAUCACUUUUAAAUCUAGAAAAUUUAUAAUAUUUUGAAUUAGAUAUGAAAAAGUAUUUUAAUUUUUAUCUCUAAUUUAGUACUUCUUUGGAUGAUAAUUCGAUUGAGGUUAUUUUUGGAGUUAUGAAAAUUAAGAAUUUACUAAAGUUUUUAGCAAAUGUUACUUAAUGCACUAUAUCUGUAGAUACAUUGCAUCUAUUCUGGAAUAUUUAUAAAGCUAAAAUAAGAGAAACUUUUCAUUAUUUCUAUAUUUAUCAUCAUUUUUGUAAGAAUAUGUAAUAAUUUCAAAUAGAUUCUUUUGGACAUGAUUCAUAUUUUUGCGAAGAGAUAAUAAUGAGUAAACCCUCAAUUUAUCUGGGUUAAUGUUCAGAAUCAACUAUUGCUUGA
Paramecium sonneborni is the source of this 962-nucleotide messenger RNA. The record is from the annotation of a GenBank genome assembly. Lineage: Eukaryota; Ciliophora; Oligohymenophorea; Peniculida; Parameciidae.